Oikopleura dioica is the source of this 1443-nucleotide messenger RNA. The record is from the annotation of a GenBank genome assembly. NCBI's taxonomy places the organism in Eukaryota, Metazoa, Chordata, Appendicularia, Copelata, Oikopleuridae.
AUGUUGUCCCGAUCGGUAUCGCGCGUUGCUCAGCGCCACAUCACUGGCCAGGUCGUCGCCGUCAUCGGUCCCGUCGUCGAUGUUCAGUUCGAAGAGGGACGACCUCCAAUUCUCAACGCCCUUGAGGUUGAGGGCCGAGAAUCCCGACUCGUCCUCGAAGUCGCCCAGCAUUUGGGUCAGAACACCGUCCGAACCAUUGCUAUGGAUGCCACCGAGCGACUUGUCCGAGGCCAGAACGUCGUCGACACUGGUGCCCCAAUCAAGGUCCCCGUCGGCCCCGCCACUCUUGGCCGAAUCAUCAACGUCAUUGGUGAGCCCAUCGAUGAGCGAGGCCCCGUCAACACCGAGCACUACGCUCCCAUCCACGCUGACGCCCCCGCUCUUACCGAUACCGAGGGUGCUGCUGAGAUUCUCGAAACUGGUAUCAAGGUCGUCGACUUGAUCGCCCCCUACUCCAAGGGUGGUAAGAUUGGUCUCUUCGGUGGUGCUGGAGUCGGCAAGACUGUCUUUAUCAUGGAACUGAUCAACAACGUCGCCAAGGCUCACGGUGGUUACUCCGUCUUCGCUGGUGUCGGUGAACGAACCCGAGAAGGAAACGAUCUUUACCACGAAAUGAUUGAAGGUGGUGUCAUCAAGGUCGAUGGACCCGGCUCCAAGGUCGCCCUCGUCUACGGUCAGAUGAACGAGCCCCCAGGAGCUCGAGCCCGAGUUGCCCUCACUGGUCUCACCGUCGCCGAGUACUUCCGAGAUCAGGAAGGCCAGGAUGUGUUGCUCUUCGUCGACAACAUCUUCCGAUUCACCCAGGCCGGUUCCGAGGUAUCUGCCCUCCUCGGUCGAAUCCCCUCCGCUGUCGGUUACCAGCCAACCCUCGCCACUGACAUGGGUGCUAUGCAGGAGCGAAUUACCACCACCAAGAAGGGUUCCAUUACCUCCGUCCAGGCCAUCUACGUCCCUGCUGACGAUUUGACUGAUCCCUCGCCCGCCACCACUUUCUCUCACUUGGACGCCACCACUGUCUUGUCCCGAGCUAUCGCCGAGUUGGGUUUCUACCCCGCUGUCGAUCCCCUCGAGUCCACCUCCCGAAUCAUGGACCCCCACGUCGUCGGUGCCGAGCACUACGACUGCGCCGCCGCCGUCAAGAAGAUCCUCCAGGAUUACAAGUCCCUCCAGGAUAUCAUUGCCAUUUUGGGUAUGGGAGAACUUUCCCAGGAAGAGAAGCUCACCGUCAACCGAGCCCGAAAGAUCCAGCGAUUCCUCUCUCAGCCCUUCCAGGUCGCCGAAACCUUCACUGGUACCCCCGGCGUCUACGUCUCCCUCGCCAACACCAUCAAGGGCUUCAACCAGAUCCUCGCUGGUGAGCUCGACGAAGUUCCAGAAGGUGCCUUCUACAUGGUCGGUGACAUCGAUGAAGUUAUGCAGAAGGCUGAACAGCUCUCUGCCUAA